AUGGCGACCAACGCUCCCUCGUCGAACGAGCCCCAGCCUUCGGCCCUCCAAACCCUCCUCACAACCUCCGCCUCGGACUCAUCGCAUCCGCAGCAUCUGACUCAACUCGCCCUCCAAGUCGCGCACAACCUCGAGCACCAACAUCUCUGGACCGAUUUACGCAUCCACAACACUUCUCCUCUCGACUCUUCACCGCUACCACGGCCCAUGGUCAGUGGCAUACCACCACAACGAUUGUACAUACAUCCAGACGAGCAAAUCGCGCUCCUGCAUACUCAAAAGGCACAGGGAAGGACUGGACUAGGCGAGGUGAAGGCAGAGAGAGAAUGGGUGCUGCCGAGUCAUUUGCGCGAAAAGUGGUCUCUUAGACGCUUUGCAGAUGUGUUUGAAAAAGUUGGAGUCAUGCCACCGUCAAACGACGAAGAAGAGGACGAGGAAGAGCAACAGGUGAACAAGUGGAGGAGCAAGAAGAGAGUCGUCUUGGCCACCGUGGACGACGAUAGCACGAUUGUCUACUACAUCAUUCACGAUGGGAUUGUCAAGCCUCGUCAAAACUGA
This is a messenger RNA of Aureobasidium subglaciale EXF-2481, 558 nucleotides long. RefSeq lists its product as uncharacterized. NCBI's taxonomy places the organism in Eukaryota, Fungi, Ascomycota, Dothideomycetes, Dothideales, Saccotheciaceae. Gene Ontology annotation, cellular component: tRNA-intron endonuclease complex. Gene Ontology annotation, biological process: tRNA-type intron splice site recognition and cleavage; tRNA splicing, via endonucleolytic cleavage and ligation. Gene Ontology annotation, molecular function: nucleic acid binding. The coding region runs from base 1 to 558 and encodes 185 amino acids. The transcript has a single exon. The record is from RefSeq and is a predicted model, not a curated record.